Penicillium waksmanii is the source of this 996-nucleotide messenger RNA. RefSeq names its product MCP1 family protein. The record is from RefSeq and is a predicted model, not a curated record. NCBI's taxonomy places the organism in Eukaryota, Fungi, Ascomycota, Eurotiomycetes, Eurotiales, Aspergillaceae. Gene Ontology annotation, biological process: mitochondrion organization; lipid homeostasis. The transcript is spliced from 2 exons. Gene Ontology annotation, cellular component: mitochondrial outer membrane. Bases 1 to 996 code for a protein of 331 amino acids.
AUGACUUCCCUCUCCAAACCAAUGGACAGCGACGCCAAAUCCAUCAUCUCAAUGCAAGAACUGGACCCUUUACCCGUGGACGACUCAACCUCCGACCUGGAGAACCUGGAGAGCGGCGAAUACACUCCCAAAAUCGUGGAUGAAUCACCCACACGCACCUGCGGUCUUUCCUCAACAUUGGGCCUCCGUCCCCAUCGUUGGGAUGCAUUGUUAUCCGGUCUCCAACGAUACUCUACAUACCCCCCAACAGCCUUCUUCAUCCUCCACUUCGCAAAUACAUCCCUAAUCCCACUCCUCACCCAAUCCAUCCCCGCUAGCGAGCCCUACCUCCUCCUCACGCGACCAAUCUACCAAGCACCAGGCCUAGAACAUCUCGUCCUCACCCUGCCCGUGCUGGCACACAUCGGCUCCGGAAUCGCACUCCGCAAUAUCCGCGCCACACGGAGAGCCCGUUUAUACGGUGCUGAAACCCGUGCCCAGCGUGAUCUUCUGCGCUGGUGGCCGCGCACCUCUCUACAAGCGAAAACUGGAUUUCUUAUCACGCCGCUGAUCGGUCUACAUGCGCUAGUCAAUCGCGCCACGCCUUUGAUGGUGGAGGGUGGUAGUUCGGGCGUGGGCCUGGGAUAUGUUGCGCAUGGUAUUGCGCGGAGUCGGAUCUUUUGGAAUGUGUUUUAUCUUGUUUUUGUGGCGGCGAGUGUGUGGCAUUUUGUUGGUGGGUGGGCGACUUGGUUAGGGUGGAGAGUUACUACUGUGCGCAGGGAGCGGGGUUCGAAGGGUUCUUUGGAGGGGUAUCUUGGAUAUUCGGAGAGCCAGGGUCGGGUUAAGAGGCAGCGGAAGAUUUGGUGGGUUGUUAAUGGGGUGGCGGCUGUUGGAGCUGCUCUUUGGAUUGCGGGUGCGUUGGGGAUUGUUGGGCGUGCGGGUGAAGGUGCUGGGUGGGAGGCGAAGGGGUGGAAUGAGGUUUAUAGCCAAGUUCCACUGAUUGGGCAGUGGUUGUGA